GGGAAUGCUGAGGAGGGGGUCUAGUUGAGAGAGAAACACAGUCAUUACUGAGGUCCCUGAGGAUACGGAGAGGAGAUAUAUCUCAGUGUGUGUGUAUAAAACGAAGGCACCGCUGCUUGUAUCUAACAGACCCGAGGACAAGACAGGGCGUUUCAGCUCCGAGAUCACAACAGAAGUCUGCGAUAAGUCGUUGUGACAGAAUAGCUGUGAACAGUAGCAGGGGUUGAGGGGAAAUCUUUCAGAUGCUGACAGGAUCCAAGCAGUUGAAAAGAGAGAAAACUAAAGUGAGAGAACUCUAAGAUGACAAAGCAGGCAGCUGCACAGGAACUGGACGAGCUGUGUUUCCUCUCAGCCCAGGCCAUGUGCACCCUGGAAACAUCUGACCACUUCACCAUGGUCAAGCUCCUUGGGGAAGCCUCCUACGGCAAGGUCAUGCUGGCCGUCCACAAAAAGAGAGGAACUCCCAUGGCUCUGAAGUUCUUCCAACGGCGCUCCACCUCCCUCUUCUCCUUCCUGCGCGAAUACAACCUCUCCCUCUCCUUCUGCACUCACCCCUCGCUCACCAGGGCCCUCGGCAUCUUCUUCUCCACUCCCCUCCGACUACGUCUUCGCUCAGCAGGCCGGUCUCUAUGGCGACCUCUACAGCGUCAUCGUGUCCGAGGUGAGUGGGGAGUGGUGGCCGGAGGCCUGGCUGUGGUGUGCGUGAGAGCCGUAGCGUCACGGGGAGAGCGGCGCCUGGGCCUCGUUAGCUGGCACCUGCACCGUCACGUUCUUCUGAUACAUGAUGUCCUGCUGAAGCUGCUGUCGGUCAGCAAAAACAUGCAAACUGAUAAAGACUGGAACCUUCCACUAACCCCCCCACCCUCCACACACACACACACACACACCUUACCACCUGACUACCCUGUGUCCGUGCCUGUCAGUGACGUGCUGGGCUCUGGUGAAGAUGCUAACCCUCUCCCUGCUAUCUAUCAUGGACUGAGAGGGAAAUACGUGUUGUAG
Osmerus eperlanus (European smelt) is the source of this 1002-nucleotide messenger RNA. RefSeq names its product SH3 domain binding kinase family, member 3 (gene sbk3). NCBI's taxonomy places the organism in Eukaryota, Metazoa, Chordata, Actinopteri, Osmeriformes, Osmeridae. The record is from RefSeq and is a predicted model, not a curated record. The transcript is spliced from 4 exons. The coding region runs from base 301 to 1002 and encodes 233 amino acids.